GCGCUUGGUUUGAGAAGUCUCACCCCCGGAACACUGCAGGAAUCUGUUUCUGUUGUUCUGAGUCACCAGCUAAUGGCACUUUGUAACCGCAGCCUUAGGAAACAAAUAGAAGUGGACUUUCUUCACCCAGGGAGGUUAGCUGCAGGGAGGAAGAGGACUGUUCACGGGAGAGGCAACGCCUGAAUGCAGGGGUCGCUCUGGUGGCGCUGUCCUUCAGCGGGGCGAUCGGGCUGACGUUUCUCAUGCUGGGAUGUGCCUUGGAGGAUUAUGGCGUGUACUGGCCCCUGUUCGUGCUGCUCUUCCACGCCAUCUCGCCCCUGCCCCAUUUCAUCGCCAAGAGGGUCACCUACGACUCGGAUGCCGCCAGCAGUGCCUGCCGGGAGCUGGCCUAUUUCUUCACGACCGGGAUUGUCGUUUCGGCCUUCGGGUUUCCCGUCAUUCUUGCCCGUGUGGCUGUGAUCAAGUGGGGAGCCUGCGGCCUGGUGCUGGCGGGCAACGCUGUCAUUUUCCUGACAAUUCAAGGCUUUUUCCUCGUCUUUGGAAGAGGAGAUGAUUUUAGCUGGGAGCAGUGGUAGCACUUGGCGCUGCUGGAGAGCGUGGGUUCUUCGACUUUGUACUCUGUAUGUGCGCGCGGCGUUUCCUAUGGCGUUUGUAUGCUGAGAUUUAUACUUUUCUAUCAUGAUCACUUAAGGAGGACUUCAUAAGGAAGAGGUUAGUUUUCCUUCCAGCAGGUAGAAGUUGGGUUAUAGCAUUUGUUUGGCUGUUCACGUGGCCAUGAUGUGCUCAGAAAGUGCGUUGGCACAGCGCGUGUGGACUGCAGCUCAGCCGGGCAGGGCUUCCGGGACGGAGAGAGAGUCAGCUUCCUGCGUGUCCUAGGCCCGCCCUUCUCCACACGGGGUCCACAGGUCAAGGGCGGCAGCAGUACCUGGGCCUUAUUGGAAACGCAGACCCGAAGCCCCACCCCGGCCCAGUGUGUUUUUCUGAGCUCCGUGCGACUCAUGCACACGGUCAUGAAGCUUUGCCGUGGAGGAGUAAGCAUGUACCCGACUUCCCCGUCCUCCUUGGUUCAGCCGCUGACCUGCUCCUGUGUAAGAAAAUCAUCCCCUGCCGCCCCGCCCCGCCUGAGCUCAGCUUCCCUGUGGAGCCUGUGACACGCGCUGCUGUCAGAUCUGCGGCAACUGUCCUCAGCAGCGAGCAGGUGUGCCCUCCCCACCCGAAAAGUGGUGGAUGUUGUCACAGUGCUGGGCCCAGAGUGACCCUGGAGCCCUGCUCGGGUGCAGGGGAGGGAGGCGGGGCUGGGCAGAGUGGGGGUAUCCUUUGUCAUUCCCCUGUAUCAGCACCCCAGCCAGCUUUGCCCUCAGCAGGGCCUGACUGAUUCGCCCUUUCCUCUUGAUGGUGCCGAGUUCUGCAUCCUAGGGAGCCAGUGGAGGCGGGUCACUUAGAGUCAUCGGUGUUUCAUGUACUUCUUAGCCUUCACGGGAAACUUUAAGCCACUCGUACAGGAAGCAUUAACAAUGCACUGUCGUGUUGGACCCUGUAAUCAUGGCUUUCGUAGCUCAUCUUUCUAUCCAAGACCUGUUGAGAAAAGGAAAUACAAGAAAUGGAGCCACUUGAUCUGAUUACAGCCGGUGGUUUGAGAACAUGGGUGUGUGGCUACCCUGUGUGUGAGGAACACUUCCGCCUUGAGGUUUGAGCCCCGAGGGCCAGCGUUCCCUCCCGGCCUCAGGGCGGAAGAGCAGCGGUCCCUCGUCCCUGGGAGGAGAAUGUGCAGUGCUGGUUUGGACCCUGUGUGUGAUCUUUGUUUUCAGUGUUCUGUUUACAUAUAGAGUUGUUCAAGUUGUUAUUCCCAAUAUUUACAUUAGAAAAAUUACUUAGAUACUUUAUAAUUUUAACCAGCAUUUUUAAUCAUGACACUUGACACUUAUUGUAUUGCAAUAAAUUUCACUUUUAACACAAAAGACAAGUUUGCUUUAAAAAGUCUUUAUUCUGUUCUUGCCUUACUUAAAAGAUAAUGAAAAGGUGAGAAUUUCUUGAUGUUGUAAGAUGGGCAGUUUUGAGCAAUAAUCUGGCCUGCCUUAGAACAUAGCAGUGACUUUGGGGACACGAGUUUUGAACGUCUGUGAUAGCUUUUCUUUCUCUCAGAUGGCUUCUCCCUUUUGCAAGAGUAUGUUGUUUCUACAGAUUUCAAAUAACCCGAUGGCCUUCAUAUGUGGGCCUAGAGCAUUAUGUCUUGACUGCAUUUUUCAGAAUGAUAUAAAAUAUUUGCAUAAAGAA
This is a messenger RNA of Chinchilla lanigera (long-tailed chinchilla), 2274 nucleotides long. RefSeq names its product leptin receptor overlapping transcript (gene Leprot). Bases 243 to 575 code for a protein of 110 amino acids. Gene Ontology annotation, biological process: late endosome to vacuole transport via multivesicular body sorting pathway; negative regulation of growth hormone receptor signaling pathway. The transcript has 4 exons. NCBI's taxonomy places the organism in Eukaryota, Metazoa, Chordata, Mammalia, Rodentia, Chinchillidae. Gene Ontology annotation, cellular component: endosome. The record is from RefSeq and is a predicted model, not a curated record.